AUGAUUUUCAAGUCAUCACUUGUCAUCUUGCUGGCAGCGGGUGCCUUCGGAUUCCCCGCUGUUGGCAAAGAGUACUCUAAUUCAUCGCAUCCAACGUCGAGCUGCGUUAAGUGCGAUCUGCCUGAGCCUCCCGUGGAGCCGCCUUGCCCUACCGGAGAUGCCGGACAGAAUCGCUUCGGGCUUUCAGGAGAGCAGACGGCCACCUUUGCGGAGAAUGGGCCAAUUGCCACCUUGUCGCCCAAUGUUCACUGGUCUUGCGAUACCGCACCGGCUUCGAACGUCAUCCCCAUCCCGGCCAAUGAGGGCUCUCAGAUGUACUACGGCGUUGGAGUGAACCUCGAUCACUGCGACCAUGUGGCGUCGAUGGAAUACACAGCCGGGGCUCUUAUAAUUGUGUUUGCUUCGGAGGAGGCUUACAGACACGCCGUGGAUACCUGGGCCACCGACGGCGACGGUGGCUUGAUCCUGCUAGCUUUCAUUAAAGGCUGUGGAGACUAUUUGAAGGGUGAGAGAUGCUACUUUGUGGUAUCUGAGUUGGACUUUGGUCCUCCUGGCUAUGUUGUCAGAGCCAACGGCAAAGCCCGUCACCCCGACGAGAUCGCCACAUCCGGGUCAGCCACAUGGGGUCAUUGGUCACCAAGGAAAGGCGAGCCAGGAAUCCAGCGUACUGGCUCAGGAAGUGGUUCAGGUUCUGGGCCGGCCUUUACCUGGUCUCCCCAGCCAACGGUAUCGCCAGGAUCAGGCUCUGGGCCCGGACAACAACCUGGAUCAAACACCCCUGGAGCCUCCGCAGCGGCGCCCCCAGCUCCGAGUCCAUCUGGGAUCACGACGGCCAAUCUUUCCACUACGCGGUCCUGUGCAGGACCGCUGGAUACAAAGUACGGCCUCCCCACGGCCUGCUUGGGAGAGUUCUUUGACGAAGAUCUGGACGAUUCGCUUGGCUACACGGACCUCAGCCAAGACGAUCAUCGAUAUAUCCUUGGCUACGCACCCGACUUCCCGAAUGAAAGCCUUCCACCUGCGUUUGACUUCGAUGUAGAUGCGGAGGGAUUCUUCAAAAAGCGUCACAACCAGCUUCGCAAGCGGCAAGCAGGACUCAUCAAAGCGGCCGCUGACAUCGCCAAGAAAGCCUACCAGACUGUUCAAUUUGCCACGGCGCUCUCCGGAACUAUCAACCGUGAGUUCAUUUGGAAGCUCCCCGAUCCAUCAUCUGGGAAUGCCGACGCCAAGAAGGUCCAAGACAGAGAAGCAAAGCAGAUGAGGUCGCCUUGGGGUGACGCCAUUCUCCUCAGACGGUUCAGUAACAGCGCCAGGGGUAACGGAGGGAGUGCCAAUGGGUUCAUGGACGUCUAUUGCGUUGGUUGCGGUGUCACUGGCAACGCAAAGGUCGCCGGCUCAGCCAAAUGGACUCCUGGCGAGGGCAUCGUCGAAGGACAGGUCGAAAUCCGCACGGAUGUCAUGUUCGUUCUCAAGGUCGGCAUCGAUGCUGGGAUUGUUCUGAAGCAGAACUUCAAAGCAGAGCUAUUCAGCCUCGGACUACCGGGACUUUCAUUUGGAGUCGUGUCUAUUGGGCCUCGCAUCACAGUGGCCACGAGCGUCGUUCUUCAAGCUGCUGCCACAGGGAGGCUUCUCGCGGGCGCGCAAAUGGGACUGGAAGAUGCUCGCAUCGUUCUUGACCUUGUCAAUGAAAGCAAAGCCCCCAAAGGCUGGGAGCCUUACUUCAAGCCAGUGUUUGAGGCCAACGGCAGCUUGAUGGUCUCUUCAACUCUCUCACUGCCAAUCGGCAUCAAGUGUGGAAUCAAAGUCGGCACCUUUUCAAAGGACGUGGGGGUCAUCUCCGAACCAUCUAUCAAGGGCGUUGCCCAAGUGGCAGCGUCUAUCGGAAACUCCGCUGGGGUACUCGAGGGCGGUUUCACCUCAAGAGAUGGCUGCCCCGGCAUCGCAGGGCAGAUCAGCUAUCGACACAAGCUAUACGCCGAAUUCCCCGGCCGCAAGCAGCCUCUUCCUCUGCUGGAUACUCUGGAUAAACCUGUGUCGCGAUUCUGUCUUCCUUGCAACAACUUCGCCAACAGCAAGGGCGUCAACAACAAGGGCGUCAACAACAAGGACGUCAACAGCAAGGACGUCAACAGCAAGGGCCUCAAUAUCUCUCCUCCCGUUCCGACCGAUCCAGUCUCCUCUGUACUAGAGCCGGUCACAUCUGCGGUUGACCCACCUGCGCCCACGGUUGAUUCACCUGCUCCUACCGUUGAAACUGCUGCUCCCGUCGUCGACACUGCUGCUCCCGUACCACCCACCGAGUCCUCUGUCGAUCCGAUCGUCCCACCCGCGGAUUCCUCUUCUCAAACCAUCGCACCCACCCCUGAUGCGACAAGCAUUGUUCUUCAACCCACUGGCGGCGUCGUUGAUGAGACGCCCAACGUGGCGGGCUCAACGGAGCUUGGCUACGCCCCUCAGCCCGUCGGCACCCGUCCCUACACGGAUGACACUGGCCGCAAGUUCGGUAUCAUCACUGACUCGUCGAACUCCUCAAUGAUUAUUUCCUGCAGUAACGGCAACAUGUAUCCUGUCAGAAUCAACAGCCCAGAGAAUGAGGUUUGCUCAGAGCUAUGGGCUGCUGCACAGAAUGUGCUUAUCUACGAUGGAGCUGAGCGUCUCAUGCACUACUAUACCAACACGAUGUUAGUACUUGGAGUUUCCCGGCUUCGAGUUGGACCCGAGUUUGUGGCACCUGCAGGCGCUGCCGUGGUCACGUGGGCGGUGUACACUGCCCCGGAUGGAGCCAACGGUUCCUACUAUGUGGCUGUUGACUCCCAUGAUGGCCUCUUUUAUCCCAUCGUCUGCGAUUACUCGGAUGGAACCGCUUCCAGACUAUUUUUGGCCAAGGAUCCAGUAGCAGGUGUCACUUUGUUGGAAAGCGCAGAUGUGAUGUACUCGGUCACAGGAGGCCAGGUUUCGACCUGUCAGACGGUGGCGCUGGGCUUGAAGACUAGACAAGGAUAG
Messenger RNA from Colletotrichum karsti, 3003 nucleotides. RefSeq lists its product as uncharacterized. NCBI's taxonomy places the organism in Eukaryota, Fungi, Ascomycota, Sordariomycetes, Glomerellales, Glomerellaceae. The transcript has 4 exons. The coding region runs from base 1 to 3003 and encodes 1000 amino acids. The record is from RefSeq and is a predicted model, not a curated record.